AUGGGAUAUAUUUGUUCAAAUUUCAAGUUUUCGAUAAGGAAAUUUUCCCUCUAUCGUCCAUUAUCAGAGAUUUAUACUAAAACCUCCAUAAAUCCAGUCAAUUUUCGUCUUUCACCACCAACCAAUUUUGAAGCGAAAUCAUUACUCUUGUUAUCUACGCCAUCUUUGCUUACACAACUGAUAGAAGAAUCAAUUCAUUUAUAUCAGAGUAAUGGAAUACAAGUUAUAGCUGCUGGAAUAGAUUGUGUUGUUCCCAAUUCUCAGCGUCAUGGAGUUUCCGAAAUGUGGUUAGAUGAAUAUAUUAAAAUCAAUAAUUCGGUAAAAUUAGAAGAUAGAGACGACGAAAACUCACAGAUAAGGGAAAGAGAUGGGAUACAUGUAGUUCAAGCCAGUAAAAACUGGAAAACUAUUGAUUCCAAUUUUUCAAUCAACAUUCACCCAGAUUCCAAAGUUGAUUUAAAGCUUGCAAAUACAAUUUUUUCGAAUAGCAAUUUAGUGACACUAUUUUAUUUUCAACCAAGCCAUUUGAAUGGACAGUCUAAUUCAGGACAAACAUUAUGUGACUUAGAUGUGACAUUGCCAUCUAAUUUGUUUAAGAAAUCCCCCAAAAUUGAAUCAGAAGAUAAAUGGACACCAUUAUAUGAUUCAAAUUCUGAACCUUUAAUAAUAACUAGCUGCACAGGUAACUUGGUUAAAUUAAUUAAUAAGAAGUCUGCUGCUGGCUUCUUGGAACAAAAUGAUCGCUUGAUGAGUAUUGGCUCUAAGGAUACCCAAGUAUUCGUUAAAUUAUAUAAGAAGGAUCUGGACGUUGGUCAACGCUUUAAAGUAAUUGCAGGAGGUGGUGAGUGGGGAACUAAGGCCAAUAUUUUAGCUAUAUCCCCUGAAGCCAAAGUAGACUCGGGAGAUAGAAUUGAGUUUUUCAUGUUAACACCAGAAGAUAGAUUUACUACUGCAGCUGAAAUGAAUAAUGAAUCAUUAUCAAAUAAGCUUACUUUUGAAUGCUCUUACGAAGAGCGUUCAUAUUUACUAGAUAACAUGGACGAUUCGAUCAUCAUGGAAAACGUAUUUGGCUGUGGAUCAGAAAAUGGAUUCAUAUAUAAUAAUGUUCAGCAUUUGUCUACCGGCGAAAGAAUAUCAAUAUCAUUAUAA
Messenger RNA from Debaryomyces fabryi, 1149 nucleotides. RefSeq lists its product as uncharacterized. The transcript has a single exon. The record is from RefSeq and is a predicted model, not a curated record. Bases 1 to 1149 code for a protein of 382 amino acids. Lineage: Eukaryota; Fungi; Ascomycota; Pichiomycetes; Serinales; Debaryomycetaceae.